UGUCCCCGGGCCAAGAUGGCGGCGCGGUGUUCCACACGCUGGUUUCUGGUAGCUGUGGGGAACCCGCGGCUGCUGGCUGCAGCGGGGAGAGGGGCCCGACCGCCGCGGGAGGGUGUGGUGGGGGCGUCUCUGGGUCGCAAGCUGAGCGUCCUCGCCUUCGCGCCUUCCUUGGGCGCUCGCGGCCCCCGGGCGCUGCUGACAUUGAGACCCGGUGUCAGCCUCACAGGAGUAAAAAGUUACCCUUUUGUUUGUACUGCCUACUUCCACACAAACACCCCUUUGGCCAAAGAAGAUUAUUACCAGAUACUAGGAGUGCCCCGCAAUGCCAGCCAGAAAGAGAUCAAGAAAGCUUAUUACCAGCUUGCGAAAAAGUACCACCCAGACACAAAUAAAGAUGAUCCCAAAGCCAAGGAGAAAUUCUCCCAGCUGGCAGAAGCCUAUGAGGUGUUGAGUGAUGAGGUGAAGCGGAAGCAAUAUGAUGCCUAUGGCUCUGCUGGCUUUGAUGCUGGGGCCAGCAGCUCUGGGCAGAGCUACUGGAGGGGAGGUCCCACCGUUGACCCUGAGGAGCUGUUCAGGAAGAUCUUCGGGGAAUUCUCAUCAUCUUCCUUUGGAGAUUUCCAGAGUGUAUUUGAUCAGCCUCAGGAAUACAUCAUGGAGUUAACCUUCAAUCAAGCUGCCAAGGGUGUCAACAAGGAGUUCACUGUGAACAUCAUGGACACCUGUGAGCGCUGCGACGGAAAAGGGAAUGAGCCCGGCACCAAGGUGCAGCAUUGUCACUACUGCGGCGGCUCUGGCAUGGAAACCAUCAAUACAGGCCCUUUUGUGAUGCGUUCCACCUGUCGGAGAUGUGGUGGCAGGGGCUCCAUCAUCACAACUCCCUGUGUGAUCUGCAGAGGAGCAGGACAAGCCAAGCAGAAAAAGCGAGUAGUGAUCCCUGUGCCUGCAGGAGUCGAGGAUGGCCAAACUGUGAGGAUGCCUGUGGGAAAACGAGAAAUUUUUGUCACAUUCAGGGUGCAGAAGAGCCCUGUGUUCCGGAGGGACGGCGCAGACAUCCACUCCGACCUCUUUAUUUCUAUAGCUCAAGCUAUUCUUGGGGGGACUGCCAGAGCCCAGGGCCUAUAUGAGACAAUCAAUGUGACGAUUCCCCCUGGGAUUCAGACAGACCAGAAGAUUCGCAUGACUGGGAAAGGAAUCCCCCGGAUUAAUAGCUAUGGCUAUGGUGACCACUACAUUCAUGUCAAGAUCCGAGUUCCAAAGAGGUUGACGAGCCGGCAGCAGAGCCUCAUCUUGAGCUAUGCUGAGGACGAGACAGAUGUGGAGGGGACAGUAAAUGGUGUCACCCACACAAGCACUGGUGGCAGGACCAUGGAUAGCUCCACAGGAAGCAAGGCUAGGAGUGAGGCUGGGGAGGACGAGGGAUUCCUUUCCAAACUUAAGAAAAUGUUUACCUCCUGAUAUCCCAGCCGAGGAAAACGGUCCACUGGAAACUAGGCCAGGAGCAGCAGCCUCUUCUGGUGGCCAAGGCACCUCAGAGAUGGGAGGAUUCCUGAACAGCAGCCCUGAGACCUGGCCUACAGAGCCCUCAGGACUGCCUGGCAACAGCAAAACCAUGUGACAGCACCUCUACAGGAAAGGCCAUGGUGGACAGCCCCUGGACAGUAAAAUGUAGCAUCCAGGGACUAGUGGAAGUUUCCUGUCCAUGGGUAGGUGACUUGCCUCUUCUGGCUCAGGCAGGAUAAGGCAGUUGGACUCUUCUUGCAGUACUAAAACUCAAAUCUGGAAUCAAAUGUGGAAAUCUUAGUUAAAAGAAUUAAAGGCCAUGCUCACAGCUUAAAAAUGAAGCCUUAAACUGUACCAAGUUGUGAAGUGAUUAAUUUCUCUCACAGCAAACCUCCAGAGGUCCCAGAAUGAGUCCUUCUUGACAGGUUGGCUUCCCCAGGAACCGUCCUCCGCUAACAGCCUCUGCAGAGACAUCAGUCACUCCUCUUGGAGUUGGUUUUUAAUUCCUCAAGGUACCAAGCCGCUGGAAAGUGGGUGCUGGGGGCCUGGGCAGCCACACUGAAAGGCCAAAGGAUCCUGGAGGUUCUACUCGUCAUUUGUCCCGCUGUCUGGGCAAUGGGAGUGGAGGGCCUCCUGCCGUCCUGAGCCAUGGCAGCUGUAGCUCUGCUGGGCAGACCUGGCUCACUGAGGUAACUCAAAAAGCCUUACCUCAAAAGGCCAUGUCAGCCCAGGGGCCUGGUUCUCCCCACUUACAUGCAUGUUCAGAUUACUCAGUGCUGAGAAUCAUUGUCUUUUCCUAUGUGUUUGAAGAAGAAAGCACAACCUCAGCCAAGAAGGUUGCACCGUGCAGUCAGAGCAAACGCCCUGUCCCUAGACACUGCUGGUAGCAUGUUGUGGUUUCUUCAUUUCAAGGGCCACAAGCUAGAGCUAGCGUAAUGCAGGUUAAUGAAGAACACUUCUCAGUAGUUUCCUUUUUUCUCUUUAUAAUUUACAACAUUAAAGCAUUUGUUAGGGUCUGAUUUAAGAAUGUAAAGUGAUUAUGUAUUAAUGUAAAUAAGAUUAUCUACUGCAAAAGAUAUUUAAAACCUAAA
Messenger RNA from Marmota monax (woodchuck), 2591 nucleotides. It is a transcript of the gene Dnaja3, whose product is annotated as DnaJ heat shock protein family (Hsp40) member A3. Gene Ontology annotation, cellular component: mitochondrion. Gene Ontology annotation, biological process: protein folding; mitochondrion organization; negative regulation of apoptotic process. The coding region runs from base 16 to 1455 and encodes 479 amino acids. Lineage: Eukaryota; Metazoa; Chordata; Mammalia; Rodentia; Sciuridae. The transcript has 12 exons. The record is from RefSeq and is a predicted model, not a curated record. Gene Ontology annotation, molecular function: heat shock protein binding; ATP binding; protein kinase binding.